Arabidopsis arenosa is the source of this 1147-nucleotide messenger RNA. The record is from the annotation of a GenBank genome assembly. NCBI's taxonomy places the organism in Eukaryota, Viridiplantae, Streptophyta, Magnoliopsida, Brassicales, Brassicaceae.
CACCGUUUUAGGGUUUCUUCUUCUUCGUGCCAUUGAUAUUUUGAGAGGCGAAGGAUACGAUUCAGAUAAUACUUAGAGAAAUUCAGAGAGAGAAGAGUGAAAAAUGGCUGCGAAAGAAGGAAGUAGGAUUUUUGUCGGUGGUUUAUCGCCGGAAGUGACAGAGAGAGACCUUGAACGAGCUUUUAGCCGCUUCGGUGACAUUCUCGAUUGUCAGAUAAUGCUGGAAAGAGAUACUGGUCGUUCACGUGGAUUCGGGUUUAUCACUUUUGCUGAUCGUCGUGCUAUGGAUGAGUCCAUCAGAGAGAUGCAUGGAAGGGACUUUGGUGAUCGGGUCAUCUCAGUGAACAGAGCUGAACCAAAGCUGGGGCGAGAUGAUGGAGAAAGUCAUGGCUCUAGAGGUGGCAGAGACAGUGGCUACUCAGUUCCUGGAAAAGGAAGCUUUGGUGGAGGUGGAGGUGGCCGUGUUGCUGAAGAUGAAUGCUUCAAAUGUGGACGGGUUGGGCACUGGGCCCGUGAUUGCCCGUCUGCUGCUGGUAGUCGUGGUGGACCCGUUGGUGGUUUUUCUUCUCGUGCUGGUGCGUUUGGAGGAUCCGAUGGACGUGUUGACCGCUAUGCUGACCGUGACCGCUAUGUGGACCGCGAACGUUACAUAGAUGAUCGAUACGACGGUGCUGCACGCUUUGGUGCUAGAGACAGGUUUGACAGCAGAGAAGCCUACAUACCCCGUGACCGAUACGCCAGUGACAGGUAUGCAGCCCCGGCUGAUAGGUUUGCAGGCGGUGAUAGAUACAGCCGAGGAUCAGACCGAUAUCCUCCAGGGAGCUAUGACAAAGCCCGGUCCUUUGAGAGAGAUGCAGUCCCGAGUGCAGGCAGUGACAGGUACGGUGGUGGUAGAGCUGGUGGUCCCAUCCGUGGAGGAGAAGAGGGAAGAGGGUUUAGAAGCAGAGCCGGUGCUCCUUAUGAGAGGCCAAGCCGAAGUGGUGGUGGUGGAGCUUAUCCGUCGUCGUCCACUUUUGACCGUUAUUAAGACAUUAAUGAAAAAAGUGAUUGAUGCUUGGUUAGAGCUUUUAUACACUCACUCUUGUGUGUGCAUGUGGUAAUGAAUAUCUCUCUGUAAGCGUUCUAGGUAUAAAAGACUUGUCUUUUU